This is a messenger RNA of Camelina sativa (false flax), 1215 nucleotides long. Lineage: Eukaryota; Viridiplantae; Streptophyta; Magnoliopsida; Brassicales; Brassicaceae. The record is from RefSeq and is a predicted model, not a curated record.
AUGUCAACUGAGAUUGAGGGUCACGAACGCAAUCGCUCUUUCAUGAUUGAAGAUUUGCCCAUAGGGAAGAAGGCAAUUGGAUGUAAGUGGGUUGAUACGCUUAAAUAUCGGUCGGAUGGAACUCUAGAACGACACAAAGCCAGAUUAGUCGCACUUGGCAACAAACAAGUUGAAGGUAUCGACUACAACAAAAUGUUUGCAUCAGUCGAAAAAAUGGGUACCGUACGAUUGCUCUUGGAUACGACUGUCAAACGUAAGUGGGACAUUCAUCAAAUGGAUGUUCAUCAUGCGUUUCUUCACGGAGAUCUCGAUGAAGAAAUCUAUAUGCGGUUGCCACCGGGGUUCAAAGCCUCAAGUCCGACAAAGGUAUGUCGUCUACGAAAGUCCAUUCACGGUUUGAAACAGAGUCCCCGAUGUUGGUUUGCCAAGUUGACCACUGCUUUGAAAGAAUAUGGCUUAGAACAGAGUUUGUCUGAUUACUCGCUGUUUACACUGGAUACCAAGGGCAAUCAGAUUCAUGUUUUAAUUUAUGUGGAUGAUCUGAUUAUUACUGGUAGUACUGGGCAAAUUAUGAAAACAUUCAAGGCCUAUCUAUCCUCUUGCUUCCACAUGAAGGAUUUGGGACCCUUGAAGUACUUCAUGGGUAUUGAAGUGGCCAGAAGUUCCUCUGGCAAGUAUCUUAGUCAGCGUAAGUAUGCCCUUGAUAUCAUCUCCAACAUCGGCUUACUUGGUGCGAGGCCCGCUGCGUUUCCACUUGAAUCGACUCAUCAGCUUGCUGUCUCGACCUCACCUCUUCUCCAACAACCGGCCCAGUAUCGCCGUCUCAUUGGUCGCCUCAUCUACUUGGCUGUUACUAGACCUGAUUUGGCCUAUUGUGUCCACUUCCUCGCACAGUUUAUGCAACACCCACGCGAAGAUCAUUGGGAAGCUGCACUCUGUGUGGUUCGUUACUUGAAGAAUAACCCAGGUCAGGGCAUCUUCCUACGAUCGGACACACCAUCUCAGCUCACCGGAUGGUGUGACAGCGACUACUCCAGCUGCCCUCUAACGCGUCGUUCGGUUACUGGGUAUUUCAUACAAUUGGGUGGGUCUCCUAUAUCCUGGAAAACGAAGAAGCAGAAGACUGUAAGUCGCUCAUCUGCAGAGGCAGAGUACCGAGCGAUGGCACACUUGACUCAAGAACUGAUUUGGCUAAAGCGGAUUUUCAGUUUCUAG